ACUCCAACCUACCCUUUGCUUGCCGCAUACUCUAUUAGUGGUAAUGACCUCUUCUUCCCGGCGGCCAAUUCCUACUAUUGAUAGGAUUAGCGACCUACCGGAUUCAAUUCUCGGUCAUAUUCUCUCUUUUUUCCCAACCAAAUUCGCUGCAACCACCAGCGUCCUCUCGAAGAGAUGGAAUUUGGUGUGGCUCUCAGUCUUGGCUCUAAACUUCAAUGAUUAUGAAAGCUUUCAAAAAUGUGUCUCCUUAAUCUUGUUCAAAUUGCGAGACGAAAAGACUCCCAUCCAUUCCUUUACCUUGAAAUUUCGCAAGUCUUCUAGCUUCAACGAAAAAGAAUUCAAUCGAAUUUUUGAAUUUGUGAUGCAACUCGGAAUCAAGUAUCUUGACUUCAAAAUGUCCGAUAAAAAAUUCCUUAUCGAAUCACCUCCUGCCAUUCUAAGAUUUAAGACACUUGAAGUUCUUAAGUUGGCAAAUGUAAUAAUGGGAAAGUUUGAUAAAUUGGAUUUUCCUCUGCUCAAAACUCUUCAUUUGGAUAGUGUUUCUUUUAUUUCUCUUGAAUAUUUUGUGAAGCUUCUGUUUGGUUGUCCUAUUCUAGAGGAUUUGCAUACAAAAUCAUCUAUAUACCAAUUCGGGCAGUCUUAUGUUCCAAUGGAAAAUUUGAAUGCUUUACCUAAUUUGGUCAAAGUAAGGAUUAUUAAUGAUAUGAAUACUCUGAUGAAGAUCUUGUCUCUUCGCGGUGAUGCCUCACCCUCACUGCACACUCUAGAAUUUCGCAGGCAUGAAAUCAUGGAGCCAUGCCUACUCAAAAGGAUUAUAAAAUACGCAGUUUCACACAAUGUCCAACGAUUAGACACCUAUAUUACAUGUGAUAUUCAACACUUUCCGACUUUAUUUUCAUGUCACACUCUAACAUCUCUUUCUCUUUGUGUUACUCACCCUAAAGAUGAUGGAAUGUGCACAUUAGUUCCUAAAGCUCUGGAUUUGCCAUCAUUAACUGACUUGAAACUACGGCACUGUGCCUUUUGUGUCGGUGAUGAUGGUCGUGUUGAGCCAUUUUCAGCAUUAACCCGAUUGAAAAGUUUGAUUAUGGUGUAUUGUAAAGUUCCGGAUUCCCACAAUCUUUGCAUAUCAAAUACCAAACUUGUCAAUUUAAAUAUAUACAUGUGUCAUUAUGAUCCUGAGACCUAUUUCGGAAUCAAGCUAUCUGCUCCAAGUCUUUGUAACUUUAAUUUUAGGGGUAUUCUUGUUCAGAAACAUUGUGGGAACAAUAAUGAUCUCUCUUCUAUCAAACAUGCAUGUAUUGAUUUAAUAAGUUUGUGGAAUUCUAAGGAGACUUCAUUGGUUCUACUCAACUGGCUGAUUGAGCUUGCUAAUAUCGAAACAUUGACCGUCUCUUCAACUACUCUCGAGGUUCUUUCCUUUGUACCAGAUUUAUUGAAGGCUCAGCUCCGUUUCUUGUGUCACUUGAAGUCACUGAAAGUAGAAAUGAGACUAUUAUCAUCCAUACCUUAUGGAAUAGUGGAUUUGUUUCUUAAACAAUCACCCUCAUUAAAGGUUGAUAUCAUAAAUUGAUUAAGGUGAAAUGUGUAUUCAAAGAUUUCUUUGUUUAGUAAUUUAGCUUUUGCACCAUUCUUUCUUUCUCACGAUAUCUCUUGUUAUAACUUACUUUCCAUCGAUAAAUUACAGAACCCUAUGUAGAGAAACAAACUUACUUUUGUAGCAGUUAAAAAAAGCUAAGGCUAUAAUAGUUUUGCUUUAUC
Messenger RNA from Trifolium pratense (red clover), 1761 nucleotides. RefSeq names its product F-box/FBD/LRR-repeat protein At3g26920-like. NCBI's taxonomy places the organism in Eukaryota, Viridiplantae, Streptophyta, Magnoliopsida, Fabales, Fabaceae. The transcript is spliced from 3 exons. Gene Ontology annotation, molecular function: protein binding. The record is from RefSeq and is a predicted model, not a curated record. Bases 44 to 1573 code for a protein of 509 amino acids.